CGGUUGUUAAACCUGACAUAACCUUAAAAAAGUAAAAAAUUACAAAAAUAAUGAAUAUUUGGUACAUUUUGUAACUAUAUCCCAAUAAUUCCAAAAAAAAAUCUUUUAUCACAAUUAUGAACUUUCUACGAUCGACAAGAAAGUUGAUAGAACGCUCCCCUACUUUAAGAAGUAGUAGAUUAUUUUCAGCUGUCCCUCAAACUGAAACAAAUUCCCCCAAUGAAACUGAAUUGAAAAAAAUUGACCAUAAUAUAUUGAAGCACCCCGACUAUUUCCAUGUUCAUAAUUUAUUCACAGUGAAAGAUUUGUUUGAAGCUAGAGUUCAUUAUGGUCAUAAGGAAGGAUCUAUGGAUAAUCGAAUGCUGCCUUAUAUUUACGGAAGUCGAUUAGGCCAUAUCAUAUUUGAUUUGAAUAUAACGGCAGAGUACUUGAGAAGAGCUCUGAACGUUGCUGCUCACAUAGCAUAUAGGGAUGGAAUUAUAUUAUUCUUUUUGAAAGGAGCUCAGAAUUCCCAUCUGGUGGAAAAAACCGCUUUGGAAUGUGGAGAAUUUGCCCAUACAAGAUUUUGGAGAGGAGGAAUCUUCACUAAUGCCACAAAACAAUUCGGCGCUGUGACAAGAUUACCAGAUUUAUGCAUUUUCUUCAACACAAUGAACGAUGUUCUGUUACAGCAUACAGCUGUCAGAGACUCGGCCAAAAUGGGAAUUGCCACAAUCGGAAUCGUAGAUUCUAAUUGUAAUCCUAAUUUAAUUACUUAUCCAGUACCUGGAAACGAUGAUACACCAACAGCUAUUCAAUUAUAUUGUGAUUUAUUCAAAAAGGCUAUUCAAAGAGGAAAAGAAAAAAGGAAAGAACACAUGAAAAUAUCAGAAAAUUUGAAUAAUAAAGAGAAAUAAAAACCUGA
Messenger RNA from Coccinella septempunctata (seven-spotted ladybird), 904 nucleotides. RefSeq names its product 28S ribosomal protein S2, mitochondrial (gene mRpS2). Gene Ontology annotation, molecular function: structural constituent of ribosome. The transcript is spliced from 2 exons. The record is from RefSeq and is a predicted model, not a curated record. Gene Ontology annotation, biological process: translation. Gene Ontology annotation, cellular component: ribosome; mitochondrial small ribosomal subunit. Bases 117 to 896 code for a protein of 259 amino acids. NCBI's taxonomy places the organism in Eukaryota, Metazoa, Arthropoda, Insecta, Coleoptera, Coccinellidae.